Molecule: messenger RNA, 661 nt
Organism: Penaeus vannamei (Pacific white shrimp)
Lineage: Eukaryota; Metazoa; Arthropoda; Malacostraca; Decapoda; Penaeidae
Product: U-scoloptoxin(01)-Cw1a
Cellular component (GO): extracellular region
Molecular function (GO): chitin binding
Source: RefSeq, a predicted model, not a curated record
GCCCUUCUCUCUCUCCGCCAGACCGCCAUGCAUCGCGCCGCCUGCCUCCUCCUCGCGCUGGUCGCCGCGGCCUUUGGCCUCAACGGCUGGGAGUUCCCCAUCCUGACGGAGGAGUACCUCUCGGCGCCGCUCCAGACCUCCUUCACCUGCGACGGCCGCUCCUACGGCUACUACGCCGACGUCGACAAUAACUGCGAGGUGUACCACGUGUGCCUGCCGCUCUCCGAUGACGAGGGCGUCGUCUACCAGACCGCCCACUUCUCCUUCAUCUGCGGCAACCAGACGGUGUUCAACCAGGAGACCCUCACCUGCGCCUCCCUCGACGUGGCCUACUCGUGCGCCGAGGCCCCGACGCUCUACGACCUCGUCAACGCGGAGUUCGGGAGGGUCCCCGAGCCCGACAGUUAGGCUCGCCCGCUCGUCAGCCAUGCCAGGCGCCUCGUCAGCCUCGACAAGUACUUCGUCGGCUUCGACAGGUGCCUCAGCCUCGGCAGGUGCCUCGGAAGACAUGACAGGUGCCUCGGAAGACAUGACAGGUGCCCGACCCUUGACUCCGCCACUCCUACGCUCUCCCCCCCUCCCUUACAAGUCCUAGUAGAUCUAGGCCUUCAUGUGUAAUCGCAGUUGAUCUGCCUGUACAUAAUAAAAUUCCCCGCCCACG